AUGUCCCUCCGGCCGCUACUCAAGAAGAACGUGAUUGUCCGGUCGAACCAGACUGGAACCAAGGCCGACAUGCAAGAGGCACUUGAGUUUCUCGCGUCGGGAAAAGUGGUGCCCGAGUUGGAAAUGGUCGACCUGAAAGACAUCAACGAAGCGCUAGACAGGAUCAAGCAGGGCAAGGUGAUGGGCAAGCUGGUUGCGAAUCUAGUCGGAGGCAAGAACGUGUCCAGGCUGUGA
Molecule: messenger RNA, 234 nt
Organism: Cladophialophora carrionii CBS 160.54
Lineage: Eukaryota; Fungi; Ascomycota; Eurotiomycetes; Chaetothyriales; Herpotrichiellaceae
Exons: 1
Coding region: 1-234 (77 amino acids)
Source: RefSeq, a predicted model, not a curated record